Eremomyces bilateralis CBS 781.70 is the source of this 1311-nucleotide messenger RNA. RefSeq names its product solute carrier family 25 protein. NCBI's taxonomy places the organism in Eukaryota, Fungi, Ascomycota, Dothideomycetes, Eremomycetales, Eremomycetaceae. Bases 245 to 1228 code for a protein of 327 amino acids. The record is from RefSeq and is a predicted model, not a curated record. The transcript is spliced from 3 exons. Gene Ontology annotation, biological process: transmembrane transport. Gene Ontology annotation, molecular function: transmembrane transporter activity.
AGGAUCUCGAGAAGCCGUACACAUUCGCUUGUGGAGGUCUUUGGUUUGACUUAUUCCAACUAAAUCGACUACUUGACGGUGCUACAGUCUUAUUUGGUGCCAAUUGCAGGAAUACAAGCGAGUAGGAUACACAUCUCACGCCAUUUGUUUCACCGUGUAGCGUUUCGUCCGCUUUUGUCCCACCUCACACCCGCGCUUGUCACCAAUACCAUGACCUCCCUCCAAUAACGCCACCCAACACACCAUGUCCGCCGACUUCUGGGCCGGCUACCUCUCCGGUGCCGCCAGCAUCCUCAUCGGCAAUCCCCUCGACCUCCUCAAAACCCGCCUCCAAGCCGGCGACCCUUCCCUCGUCCCCUCCUCCUCCCGCUCUCCCAGCACCCUCUCCGCUCCCAUCACCCACCUCCCCUCCCCCCGUACCCUCGCCUCCCACUUCACCCAUGCCAGCACCCUCCUCCGCGGCGCCACCGCCCCGGUCCUCACCUAUGGCGCUUUAAACGCUCUGCUGUACACGAGCUAUAACCGCACGUUGGCGCUGCUAGGGACGGGGGAACCCCAGGGGAGGCCCGGGGCGUGGUCGCUGUGGACGGCGGGCGCGGUGGCGGGGUUGGCGACGUUUGUGGUGUCGACGCCGACGGAGCUGGUGAAGUGUCGGGUGCAGGUGGCGAGGGAUGGGGAGCGGGUGAGUGGGGGUAGGGAGGAGAGGGGGCGGCCGACGAGCUCGUGGGGGGUCGCGAGGGAGGUGUUGGUGAGGGAGGGGGUUAGAGGGCUGUAUUUCGGAGGCAUGGUGACUGCGGUGCGGGAUGCCGUGGGAUAUGGAUUUUACUUCUGGUCCUACGAACUCUCCCGCCGCGCCUGGGCAUCCGAACAAGACACCGGCAGCGACACAGCGUUUCAAGUGCUCGUCUGUGGUGGUCUCGCGGGCAUCAUCACGUGGGCGUCGAUAUUUCCACUGGAUGUUAUUAAAACUCGGGUGCAGACUCAGAUUCUCGAGGCGCACGUGGCUGGGGAGGCCGGCGCCCUGCUCCAGGAUCGGCCCACUGUCAAGCGGAGACUCGGGGCAUUGGAGAUAGCGAAGAUCGCCUAUCGGGAGGAAGGGAUGGCGGUCUUCUUCAGAGGCCUGGGUAUCUGCAGUGUUAGGGCAUUCAUUGUGAACGCAGUUCAAUGGGCGGUAUACGAGUGGAUGAUGAAGGAAUUGUCAGCACCGAAAAUACCUCAUACGGUAUGAAAGGCACUCAAACCUUGCACGAGAAACACGGGAUGAUACGAAAGCAUGAUUGCAAUCUAGAACUUAGAAACUAGAAAAUAUAC